This is a messenger RNA of Haemonchus placei, 5226 nucleotides long. Lineage: Eukaryota; Metazoa; Nematoda; Chromadorea; Rhabditida; Trichostrongylidae. The record is from the annotation of a GenBank genome assembly.
AUGCCCAUUGACAAAGAAAACGUCGAAACGCCAAUGAAACAUGAGGUGAAAAAACGGCCCUCCAUGGAAAGUCCGUACACGUCGGGCACGCCUAGUACACGUCCAGGUCCUAGAAAGCAGUUGAGGCCUCUUCGAGAGUUGGGAGAUCAGAAUUUGGAGGCGUCGCAGUUCUUUGAUGAGACUUUGAACAUGUCCAGCGUCAAGGCGGAACUGGAAGGAUCCGUUGCGCAAGAGCUUGCGAGUGUUGGAAUAGACUCGAUUGUACACCGUGCUGAUCCGAAUAUAGAGGAGUCCUUCGUGGAAUCGGAUGCGCCGAUGACCCAAAUGAAAGAGAACCGGAAUGUUCGAAGCUGUGAUUCGAACCUCGAGGACUCAGCGAUAGAGUCAACGAUGUGCGAAAUGGAUAACAGGGAGAUGACGGUUGAAGUUGAAGCGCUGACUCCUCACAAACUUUUGCAUGAGACUUUUGUGUUGGCGGAGGAUGAAGCGGAUACAACUUUGAAAAAUGAAGAGCCAUUGGCGGCUGAGGCAAUUGGUUUGAACGUUGAAAACACUACCGAAGAAGCCACACAAAGGCUGGAUACUACUCGUGACGAAGAAUCACCCAAGAGCGAUACCGUGAUAUGUGGAUCUGUUGAGGCCGUUUUAUUGUAUGAGAACAAUGGCGCUCCUUUACCAUUGGACGAAGGAUCGUUAGCUAGGGAACUGUCUGAUUUGGGAGAUGGAGAGAAAGCCAAGAGUGGCAUGGAAGUUGUGGGAUCAGUGAAUAUCUCUAUCGUGAAUCCGGAACCCUCGCAAAAGGAAACCCUCCCUUGUGUGUCAGAUCUAUCGUCAACUUUCUCUUUUUCAUCACAUGUGAGCUGCGCUAGAGGCGUUGGUGGAGAUGAUGUGAAUUUAUCAGGGAAAGAUAGUUUCAACGAUUUGAAUGAAACAGAAUUGGUGUUCGCCGUACCGCUGGCAAAGGCUGGUAACCCUCCUCAUGACAAGCGCGAGGACACAUCUCUGGGAUGCGCCGACUAUACAGCUAUUACUGAUAGCUCUCUUAUGGACAUUACUACUGGGAUCGAAGAAACGAUGAUGGUUUUGACUGAACCAGAGAAGGCCGCUGCCCUUCUUGCGAACAACGACGUCUUUCCCGCGCAUUACGGUUCGUCAGAAGUUGAAGGCAGGGUUUCACGACCUGAAAGUACCGCUACAGCAAUCGCAUACGAAUCUCUAACGCAAUAUCAGACCGCAAUAUUCGAUACCGGAGACCAAGAGAUGGUGAUCCAGGGAGAAGAUACUCAAAUAGUUUUACUAGAAGGUGCAAAGCCCAAGGAUGAAGAGAUUUCAGCAGAAGAUACCAAAUCCGGAGCUAGUGACCGAAUAACGGAGCGAUGUUCAUCUUCAAAAUCGUCGGCAGCUCUACGCUACAAGUCGCCGUUGUCGCCAAUUGCUGAUUUAUCCCGAGGAGGCGCCACGUCUCGUACGUCAAAUGCUGCAAGUAGUUUCGGCUCGCAAUCUUCAACACCAGUUCUUCCAGUCAAUCGAAAAUACAAUAUGAACGACUCCGAGAUUUCGUUCUUGAUUAACGAAGUCAAAGUCCUGGCCGAAGAAGAAGGUCGACUCCGAAAUUCAAAAUCUCCAUCAGAAAUUGAACAGAUGGCAAUGAAUAUGGCGAAGUUGGAGGCGGAAAAAGCGGAACUCCAUGCCAAUUUACGUGCUGUUUCGACAGAAAUGAAUAAGUACAAAGAGAAAUCAGCCGCGCAAGACGCUGCCUUAGCAGAGGCUGAUAAAAAACUGAAUGAAUUGGAGCGAGCAAGAGAACAUGCUGAGAAGACCAUUGAAGAUUAUGAGUUCAUAGUUGAAAACCUCAAGAAAAAUCAUGUAAAGCAGAAGGAGGAUCUCCAUGCUAAGUUGAUUGCCCAGGAAGAGGAACUCGAAAAAUGUCAUGCAGCUAUUCGAUCUCAGGCAGAUUUGACUUACACCUCGGCGGGGCUUUCGGCAGAACUUGCUGUGACGAGUGAACGACUAUUGGAAUCGGAAGCCGCAAGAGUGGCGGCUCAGAAACGCUGUGAAGAGCUGGCCGAGGAACUUGACAAAGCCAUGAAUGCCACCACUACAGUGGCUGUUUCGGAAGAGGCGAUCACUAAUGCCAAUCGAGAUUUAGCUGCCAUGCGAGAAAGGUUAACCGAGUUGGAGAAUGAGGUUUUGGAAAGAGAGCAAGCGCUUCUGACCGCUGAUCGUCGCCAUGCUGAGGAAUGCAUAACGCUGCAGGAGAAAUUGAAUGAGACAGCAUCAGCUCUGGAAUUGCGUGAAAAGGCUUUUGAAGAUCUGAAAAAUCAGUUGAGUACAGCCAAUAGCGAGAUGACUAUUCUGCGCGAAAUCCAGAUUGCCAGUGAAAUGGAUCUGAUGAAAACAGCGGAUGAGCUGAAAGCCGUUAAAUGUAUUCUGGAAGAGAAAGAGCAAGCAUGCAAGGAAGCAGUUCAUCAGCGCAGUGCUGCUGAAGAGGAGCUUACGAAUCUUAGACAGCAGCUAAACGAUAAGUUGGAAUUUUUCGAGAAGGAAAUGGCUCAAUUGGGGAACCUCAAAGAAGCGUGUGCUGCUCUCGAAGAACAGCUAGAAGCGGAGAAGAGGGCCCGCGACAUUGCAAGCCGUGAAGUUGAGCAGUUGAGGGAUGAAAAAUGCAUUGUCGAGGAAGCACUGGAUAAAGCUGAGAAAGCUUCCAAGGAUGCUGAGCAGAGGAUUGUUGAGGCCGAAAGGAAUCUUGCUGAUCACAUAAAAUGCCAUACUGAGAAGUUCGAGCAUCGUAUCAGCGAACUAGAGAGUGCGAUAGCCUUGAGCUCAGCAGAUAAGGAAGCAUUGACAUCGCAGCUCGAGGAAAGUUUGAAGAAAGAAGCUGAACUCACCACUGAAGUGAUGAAGGCUACUGAGGCGAUUUCCAAACUAGAAACUGAUAUGGCAGAUGCAGAAAGGGAUAAAGCUGCCUUGGAAGAAAAGGUGAAACUCGGGAUGGAUAUGUAUAAUGAGAAAAUUGCUGAAAUUGAAAAGGUCGCAGCAGAUGCAGCUGAACUCCAAACAUUUCUGAAAUCGCUCGAGCUCGAAAGGGAUCGUUUCAAAGAAGAACUUGAGGCUGCUGUUGAGAAGGCUCAGAAGACUGAGAUGGAAUCACAACAAGUAAUCGUUUCUAUGAAAGCAGAACUUGCCACUCUAUCAGAUGAUCGUGAUUCUUUGAAAACUAGUCUGGCUGAAGUUGAAGUUAACAAAGCAAAUAUCGAAAAAGACUUGAUUGAGCUCGGCGAAUGUGCAUUUAAGUCGCAAGAGAAAAUAGCCGCCUUAAUUGCUGAAUUGGCCAAGUCUGAAGAGGAAUGGAAAGACAAAGAAAAAGAGUAUCAGGCUAGAAUAGUUGCAACCGAGGAAGUUGCGAAAAAGGUGCCACAAUUAGAGAAAACAGCCGAUUACCUCAAGGCGGAAACGGUUACUCUAAAUAACACGAUCAAAGAAGUCAGUAGCAAGCUCUUGGCCGAGGCGGAGUCAAAACGAGAGGCCACGAAAGCCCUGACCGUCCUUGAAGAGCAGCAUUCUUCUUUGUGGGAAGAGAAGAAAGUCAUCGAGAAGGAGUACGAAGAAGCCAAAGCGCGAUUCGAUGCAGAGUUGACUACGGCACACAAUAGAAAAGAGCGCUGCGAAUACGAAGGUNCUUCUUUGUGGGAGGAGAAGAAGGUCAUUGAGAAAGAGUACGAAGAAGCCAAAGCGCGAUUCGAUGCGGAGUUGACUACGGCACACAAUGAGACUCGUAAUCUGAAAGAAGAAAUGGUGCUGCUCGAAGAACGCUUUGCCAGAGAAAAGAGCGCUGCGAAUACGAAGAUUGAGGCAACGACUGCUGAAUUAAGUCGUCUGAACGCGGAACUACGAGAAAGUAAAGUCGCCCAAGCCGAAGCUGAGGCGCAGGCAACGGAGUACCGCCAAAAGUCUGAAGAAUUGAUGGAGAAAUGUGCUACACUGGAAUCGAAGCUAGGCGAAGCUGCUAAUGAGAAAUCAGAACAAAAUUCCAAGGAUAUCGAGAAGGAACUGAAGGAACUGGAACGACUGGUCGAGUUAAAAGAAAGGGAGAUCAAUCGUCUAGGAGAUCUAUGCGAUGAGUUUGACGAGGUGGAAGAUAAUUAUAAAAAGAAAGUCUUUGGUUUGCUUGAUGAAAAUGAGAAGCUCAAAACGCAGUUAGGACUCAUCACUAAGCCCGAGGUUCCCAAUCUGAGAGCCGCUUUAACAGAAGGAAUACAAAUUCUAACCCCGGAAACGACACUGGUUCCAAACGGCGAUCGCGAAGAAAAGUUGAAGGAUUUGGAGAAAAAGGUUGAUCAGCUAACAAAGGAGAACGCACGUCUGGAACAGAAUUGCAAGGAUAUCGAGAAUGAAAUGAAGGAGUGGAAACAUCUAGUCGAGUUAAAAGAAAGGGAGAUUAAUCGUCUAGGAGAUCUAUGCGAUGAGUUUGACGAGGUAGAAGAUAAUUAUAAAAAGAAAGUCUUUGGUUUGCUUGAUGAAAAUGAGAAGCUCAAAACGCAGNUAGGACUCAUUACUAAGCCCGAGGUUCCCAACCUGAGAGCCGCUUUAACAGAAGGGGUGCCAAUGCUAACUCCGGAAACAACACUGGUUCCAAGCAACGAUCGCGCGAGCGAAGAAAAGUUGAAGGAUUUGGAGAAAAAGGUUGAUCAGCUAACAAAGGAGAACACACGUCUGGAACAGUUGAAGAAAACCGAGUAUGCGAAAUUGGCAAAGGAGACAGUAGAAUUGAGAAGGCAUUGUAAAAUUCAAGAAAACAGAAUAUCGGAAUUGGAAAAGAUCUGUGAUGAUGCUGACGAAUCGGAAAGCAAGCUGAAGCAGAGGAUCGCUGAACUGGAAAAGCAGAUCUCUCCUACAAAAGUUCCUGAUGAGAAGUCGAAAUCAAAAAUCCCACAACCUCGCCUUCUGGAUGCUCUUGGACCCAAAGAAGUCAAUGGCGAACGUAGUACGGAGCAAGCAGGAGUUGCAAAGGAGGAGUCAUACGUGUCGGCGUCGUCUUCCCCACCAUUGCUACAGAAGUCGCUUGAUAGGACAGCAGGACCCAUGUUUGAGGAAUCGGUCGUUGAAAACUCAGCCACACCAAAUCGUUCUCUACACACAACCCUGUACAAGAAACUUGACAAAACUGCGAAACUUUCUGAUUCGGUGGAAAGUAAGGCUAACACGAGUCGCUGCGCUCAACAGUAG